ACAGGCAGAGAAUGUCUGAGACAGGUUAAAUUUGGGUUUCUCUGGAUAAACGUUAUUACCAGUGCAACAAGAGAAGUUACGUUAACGUUAUGAAUGUGUGAAAGCAGAUGAACAGCUAACAUUAACCACAAAGAGUGGCUAGUACUGUACAUUAGACACACUAUACAGACAAAACCUCUGGAACAUGAAACCAUUAAGAGAUGCUCUGUUGGGAGCCUUUACUUUUUUUGCUUCUCCGCUCCCUCACGAUGUCUGUGGCAGUAAUGGACUCCCUCUCACCCCCAACUCUAUCAAGAUACUAGGACGUUUUCAGGUUCUGAAAACUAUCUGCCAUCCCAGGUUAUGCCAGUAUGUUGAUAUCUCUAGGGGAAAGCAUGAGCGCUUGGUGGUGGUGACUGAACAUUAUGAGAAUAACUUGAUGAACCUUUACAAGCAGUGUAAACCAAUCUGCCCAGAUGAGCUCCUGCAGAUAGCCUAUGAGAUCUUGGAGGGAUUGGAAUUCAUGAACAGACAUGGAAUUAUUCAUCGAGCCCUCUGUCCCCAAAAUGUCCUUUUGGAUUGUAAGGGUAAUGUGAAAUUAUCCAAAUUCGGUUUUUAUCACAUGACGGAUCAUGGUGCAGACGUGGACUUCCCCAUAGGACACCCAUCAUAUCUGGCCCCAGAAGUCAUUGCCCAAGGCCUGAUCCAUCCAAACAGCUCUUUUCAUGGUAGCACCCAUUGCAUGUCAGGACCAAAGACAGAUGUGUGGUCCUUGGGAAUAUUGCUCUUCGAGCUGUGUGUGGGAAGGCGACUCUGGCAGAAUAUUGAAAAAAGUGAAAGCUUUAAAUUUAUACUUAACUUAGGUUGUAUGGAUGAUAUAGUCACAGUUCUUGCAGAGGAGCAUGGAUGCUUAGAGAUUAUUAAGGAGUUGCCUGAGAAUUUGCUCUUAUUACUCAGGAAAUGCCUGACGUUUCUUCCUACUAAGAGGCCCACACCUGCCCAGCUCUUGGAUGACCCUGUGUUUGAGCAUGUCUCUGGCCUGACUGAGCCUUUCUAUAAGUCGAUCAGCCUCUUCUCAUCUUUUCCUCGCUCUGCCCUCCUGGAACUCCCUGAUGACAUCCUUAAUAUGUGCAAAGAUGAAGGGAAUGACUACCUCACAGAGAGAGCCAUAGAUGAAGUGUAUCACCUCUGGUGUCUGGCUGGGGGAGACCUGGAGAGGGAGCUGACAAACAAGGACAUUAUCCGGUCUAAACCGUCCAUUUGCACUCUAUCAAAAUUCAUUUUGGAUGAUGGACAGUCGUUUGGCCAGGGCAGAGACAGAAGUUUCCUCUUGGAUGAUACCACUGUGACUCUGUCACUGUGUCAGUUGAAAAAUAGACUGAAGGAUGUGGCUGGUGAAGCAUACUACCCAUUGCUGGAAGAUGAGCAAUCUAACCUACCUCAGUCCAACAGCAACAAUGAACUUUCUGCUACAGUCUCCCUGCCUCUCAUUAUCCGUGAGAAAGACACAGAGUACCAAAUGAUGCGUAUUGUACUCUUUGAUAGGCUUCUCAAGGCUUAUCCAUACAAAAAGAAUCACGUGUGGAAGGAAGCUCGUGUUGACAUACCCCCUCUCUUUAGAGGCUUGGUGUGGGCAGCUUUACUUGGUGUGGAGGGAGAUAUUCAAGCAAAAUACAACAGCAUUGAUAAAGACACCCCUAUACCAACGGAUAGACAGAUCGAGGUGGAUAUCCCCCGCUGUCAUCAGUAUGAUGAACUCUUGUCCUCCCCACAAGGCCAUAUGAAGUUUCGAAGGGUUCUGAAGGCCUGGGUAGUAUCACACCCUGAUCUGGUCUACUGGCAGGGUCUAGAUUCCCUGUGUGCCCCAUUCCUCUAUUUGAACUUCAAUAAUGAGGCUUUGGCUUAUGCCUGCAUGUCUGCAUUCAUCCCGAAAUACCUCUAUAACUUCUUUCUGAAGGACAACUCACAUGUGAUACAAGAGUAUCUGACCGUCUUCUCUCAGAUGAUUGCCUUCCACGAUCCUGAGCUCAAUAAUCAUCUGAAUGAAAUUGGAUUCAUCCCAGAUCUUUAUGCCAUUCCAUGGUUCCUUACAAUGUUCACACAUGUCUUCCCUCUUCACAAGAUUUUCCACCUGUGGGACACACUUUUGCUCGGCAACUCUUCCUUCCCCUUCUGUAUUGGUGUGGCAAUCUUACAACAGCUGAGAGAUCGCUUAUUGGCCAAUGGCUUUAAUGAAUGCAUCUUGCUUUUCUCCGAUCUACCUGAAAUUGACAUUGAGCGUUGUGUCCGAGAAUCCAUCAAUCUUUUCUGUUGGACUCCCAAAAGUGCCACCUAUCGACAACAUGCACAGAUUCCCAAAACCACCAGUGAGGGUAGCAGUAGUAGCAGCUUUGGGAAAACCAGUAUCUACCUUCACUCAGACUAUCAAGACUUCGCCAAGACUGAUUUAUCUCGGGAGCCACUAAAGUUGACGGAAUUAAAAGCAGAGGUGUCUCCACGAAUCUCUGCAGAAGACCUGAUUGAUUUGUGUGAACUCAGAGGCUCAUCUCACUUCAAAACUCCCAACAAGAGAGCCAGAGUUGGCAAACCUAAGAUACUGGCAGUUGACAUCCGUAGCUCAGAGGACUUCAACCGAGGCCACAUCUCUGGCAGCAUCAACAUCCCCUACAAUGCGUCAUUGGGGUCGGAUGGAGAGUUAGUCACCUGUCCUGCUGUUACCACCCUAAGCAGCUACAGAGGACGAGUCAUAGUAGUUCUCAGCAAUAUGGUGAAAAAUGCAGUCACGUUUGCCACUCACCUAGUUAAACUGAAUUAUCCUCGGGUCUGUGUCUUGGAUGGAGGCAUCAAUAAAAUGAAGGUUACUGGACUCCUAACUGUACCCUCUCCUCAGAUAUGACUUAUGAAGUUAUUCAGUAUGGCUUCUGCACAUAGGAAUUAUUAGGCACUCACUGUCUGUCUAAGGAAAUGCCAGACUUGUUUUGAUCCUAAUGCCGAAGUCAGUUCUUAAGUCUGAUAUAUCAGAAACAAACCAUAUAAGCACUGAACAAUAACUACAUUUGAACAUGAUCACAAAAUGUUGCUAACUAACACUUCCAUCACCUUGUUGGAGAGAUCAUUUCUAAAUUAGGUUGCUGUGUCUUUUUAUGUUCAAUAUAGAGAGCACAUAUUAAGCACAUUUAUGUAAAUAUGAUUCAGUGCCACUCAACUUUACUCUGUUGAUUUAAGGAGUCUUGUAAAAAAAAAUAUGUGUAUAAAGCUCCUUUCAUGUGGUAGAUUCAGCUCAAAGUGAAAUGUAUUUAAUCAUGAACGUUUCUUGUAUUUACUACUGUGUCUGUGUUCUUACUACUUCAUGUUGAUCAUAAAACAAAAUAAAUCAUUUGACUCUUUUCAAUCCAA
This is a messenger RNA of Alosa sapidissima (American shad), 3375 nucleotides long. RefSeq names its product TBC1 domain containing kinase (gene tbck). Lineage: Eukaryota; Metazoa; Chordata; Actinopteri; Clupeiformes; Clupeidae. The coding region runs from base 185 to 2875 and encodes 896 amino acids. The record is from RefSeq and is a predicted model, not a curated record. Gene Ontology annotation, molecular function: protein kinase activity; ATP binding. The transcript is spliced from 26 exons. Gene Ontology annotation, biological process: protein phosphorylation.